AUGGAGAAACGGCCCAUACAAGUUGUUCCAUCACCCACUGUUGAUCUUUCACGUGCUCCAUUUCCUUCCCGUCUUAAAAACCAAACUUAUUCUAAAGAGUACGGAAAAUUUUUAGAGAUCUUUAAGCAACUGAGAAUCAACCUUCCUUUCAUAGAAGCUCUCCAAUCGAUGCCUAAAUAUGCAAAAUUUUUAAAGGACCUUCUAAAACGUAAGGAUAGGUUAGGAGAGGUUUCUAACAUUCCCCUUAGUGGAGGGUGCUCCGCCGUAGUCUUGAACAAGGUCCCGGAAAAAUUGACGGAUAUGGGCCUUUUUACUAUCCCGUGCUUGUUUGGGAGUGAUACCGAGUGUAGGGCCCUAGCCGAUUUAGGAGCGAGCAUAAACCUCAUGCCAUAUUCCAUGUAUGAGAGGUUAGGUCUAGGACAGUUAUCCCCUACACGUAUGUCUUUGUCUCUAGCCAAUAGAUCAGUGAAGUAUCUAUGUGGUAUAAUCGAAAACCUUCUAGUUAAAGUGGAUAAAUUCGUCUUUCCCGUUGACUUUGUCGUUCUUGAUAUGGAAGCCUAA
Molecule: messenger RNA, 561 nt
Organism: Helianthus annuus (common sunflower)
Lineage: Eukaryota; Viridiplantae; Streptophyta; Magnoliopsida; Asterales; Asteraceae
Exons: 1
Coding region: 1-561 (186 amino acids)
Source: RefSeq, a predicted model, not a curated record